Messenger RNA from Aegilops tauschii subsp. strangulata, 850 nucleotides. NCBI's taxonomy places the organism in Eukaryota, Viridiplantae, Streptophyta, Magnoliopsida, Poales, Poaceae. The record is from RefSeq and is a predicted model, not a curated record.
UCACCCGAGGCUCCGUGGACGGGCGCGGCGCGUCCAUGGCCGGGAUGGCCACGUGCCAGUCAUCCCGCGGCUUCCCCAGGUGGAUAAGGCCCCCCUCAUCGUCUCCCCAAGAAACCCUAGCACCUCCUCCCCCAGAUCCCCCCUUCCUCUCGCUCUCUGUGUGCGAGAACUCGCGCCCGAGAUCUCAUCACCGCGCCCUCGUCGAUCCCGUGGCCGCCGUGCUCCCCUGCGUUUGGGAGGUUGUCCAUGAGCUUCACCGCCGUCGUCUCCUUCGCCUACGUGCAUCGAAUCGAGCAGGGAGGCCCCGUACGCUCGUCCCCGCGCGUCUCCCUCGCCUACGACCGCUGCAUCUCGUCGACGACCGCGACGCGUCCGGGCCGCCCUCGACCUCCUGACCUCGUCCACGAGAACCGGGGGACAAGUGGUAGUACAAAGCAAGUAUGGGGGUUACUGGACAAGACUCGAUCUACGGCCGACUCAGGAGGUUCAAGUAUUCUCUGCAUGAUUAUCAUAACAAAAGUAUUUCCGUUAACAGGUAAGCUCACCACUCAUCAAGCCUCACCAUGCCAUACCGGACAUACUCGUCUCAACGAGGAACUAGGGACAAGCUCGCGUCUACCCAAGGCCGCGACUUUCCCGACUUCCUUCCGGUAUGUAUGAGAAGCUUAUGAGGAUGAUCACUAUCACCAGCACAUCCAUUUAUAACAGCAAAGAAAUCUCCACUAUGCACUCAUGCGUAUGAUUUUUAUCGUCACAUAAAAUAGCGUAUGCUCCAAGUCAAGGUGAUGUUGUAACCGUACCAACAACAUCAAAAAAAUAUUAUGCCAGGGUUCAGAAUGCUUGCCUUCAA